GCCAGUGCCGAGCCUGUAGCCAACCUGGGAAGGAGUGUUGAAUAUUAAAAGUAAACUGGUCCUCUGCAUCCUUAUCACUGACUCAAUCACCGUCGUAGAAUGUAUGACAACCCCCGGAACGCUUCGUAAAGGAAUUAUCAGCGAAGAUUAAGUUAUUAGUGAUAGCGUAGACCAGCAACCUUAUCAUUAUCGUCCCUCUCAAUAUCUCAAGACAAGCACUAUCUUCUCUCGACUCCUGUUAGUUACCGAGAAAGCCAGUGAGAGUUAAGAGUCAAAACAGACCAUUUCAGAGACACAAAACAAACCAUUUCAGAGACUCAAAACAGACCAUUUCAGAGACUCAAAACAGACCAUUUCAGAGACUCAAAACAGACCAUUUCAGAGCCUCAAAACAGCCAUUUCAGAGACUCAAAACAUUCCGUUUCGCAAACAUGUUUCGGAAGUACAUGUUAAUAACGUGUCUCCUCCUGGCCACUGGCGUCUCUUUAAGCCUCGCUGCCGGAAAUACGAUAAAAGCCCAAAGGAAAAUUCACAGUAAUGUUUCCCGACCUCCGAACGUUAUCAUUUUGUAUGCCGAUGACCUCGGGUUCGGUGACCUUAGCUUCUCAGGUCAUCCGACUUCCAGAACGCCUCAUAUCGAUCAACUAGCGGCCAAUGGGAGGUUCUUCAAUCAGUUCUACGUCACGAGUCCUGUCUGCAGUCCUUCGAGAGCUGCCCUCCUGACCGGCCGUCUUCAGGUGAGGAGCGGCGUGUACCCAGGUGUGUUUACCCCCGACAACACCUUGGGUCUUCCGCUCAACGAGACCACGAUAGCGCGGCUUCUCCAGCGGCAGGGUUACCGCACCAUGAUCAUCGGCAAGUGGCACCUGGGCGUGGGUGCCAAGAGCCAAUACCUCCCGACGCACUUUGGCUUUGAUGAAUACUACGGCGUGCCUUACUCCCACGACAUGUGCCCCUGCCGCGUCUGCUUUCCUGACGGAGGGAGUUGCUUCGAUAACUGCUGGGAACAGGAUGUGUCCUGCCCCCUGUUCAGCAACACAACUAUCUUGGAACAGCCUGUGUCUCUGCCAACCCUCUCGAGCCGCUACUUAAACCGAGCUCUUGGCUUCAUCAGCGACGCUCAUCACAAGAACCAGUCCUUCUUUCUCUACUUCCCGACGCAUCAGAUCCACCACCCACAAUUCGCGUCCAAGAAAUUCCACGGGAAGAGCGACCGAGGCAGAACCGGGGACGCUCUGCUGGAGUUGGACUGGAUGGCGGGCGAGAUAACGCUGCUCUUGAGGAAACUUAGGAUCGAUUCGUCGACGAUUCUGUGGUUCGCUUCGGAUAAUGGACCCAGCCUGACCCGCCACGAGCGAGGGGGGUGCGCGGGGCCCUUGCGCUGUGGGAAGGGGACGACGUGGGAGGGCGGCGUCAGGGUCCCGUCCUUCGUUUCCUGGCCAGGGAAGGUCAGGCCAGGUCGGACGAAUGGGCUGGUGUCAGCUCUCGACGUCCUGCCAACCCUGGCCGCUCUGACCAACGCUGACACAUCCAACCUGACUCUGGAUGGUGUGGAUGUUUCCUCUCUCCUUUGGUCACCGGAUAAUAAGAGCCCAAGGGAGAUGUUCCCGGUGUACUCCGAGGCGCCGACGAGGUCCACCGAUCCCUUCGCUGUCACGGACGGCAAGUUCAAGGCCCACUUCUACACCAAGGGGUCAGAUCUGUCUGACGCCAGCAAUUACGACCCGAUGUGUCCUCAGCGCCACCCUCUCACGCGCCACGACCCGCCUCUGCUCUUCGACAUCCAGCAGGACCCCGGGGAGCGUUACAACCUUGCGAACGACACCCUCUACCAGCCGGUACUACAAGCCUUAACAAAAUGGAGAAACGAACACAUCGCCAACGUGACGUGGAUGCCUCCUCGCACUCGCGCCCUCAACGCCCGCGCCCAGCCUUGUUGCACGGCGUCAUCUUGCAACCCCUUCCCCGGGUGCUGUGACUGUCCGAGCGCCCCUCUCAACCCCCCAGAGAGGCUCGGUGUCUCAAAGCCUAUAAAGAAGAGUCACGUUCGUCAGCCAGCGAACUAGAUAUAUUUGGAUGGUCAUUUCUCUCUCUCUUCAUCUUUAUUACUGUUGUCUUUCAUUGCUACGCUGUUUUGCAGGAAGUGUGUUGGGAUGCCUUACCCGUGUUAACCUCCUUACAAGUGUUUGCCAAUUGAAUAUAGCCUUUCAUUUGGAUAAUUGAGACACCUUUGGUUAAUUUGUGUGACCUGGCAUGGCGUGUCACGGAAAUCAUGCAGUCUCGAAAAUGAUUCAUUGCAAGGAUAAAUAUUUCACAAAGGGUUUACAAAAUGUUUGAACUAAUGAUGAUUUAAAAUGGCAAUUGCAAAUAAAUAAUUGCCUUCA
Molecule: messenger RNA, 2384 nt
Organism: Penaeus monodon (black tiger shrimp)
Lineage: Eukaryota; Metazoa; Arthropoda; Malacostraca; Decapoda; Penaeidae
Product: arylsulfatase A-like
Exons: 12
Coding region: 432-2066 (544 amino acids)
Molecular function (GO): arylsulfatase activity
Source: RefSeq, a predicted model, not a curated record